GCUAUAAAUUGCCGGCAUGCUUUAGGGAUCAGCAUCAGUUUCAACGUCUAGCUCGUCCAGUACAGUCGUAGUCGUACCUAUCCAUCCAACAUGAAAUUCCUUAUUGUGUUCGCUCUGUUCGCCUGCGCGGCAGCCGAUGUCAGCCACCUGGUGCCCAGCAACGAUUAUCUGCCGCCUGUGCAGCAGUCGUACUCGACUCCAUCGGUGAGCUAUACGUCCGGUGGUGGCAGCUACUCGACUGGCAGCACCUCCUACGCGGCUCCUGCUGUCAGCUACCGUCCACCCACAAACGAAUACCUGCCCCCUGUGCAGCAGCAGGUUUACACCGCUCCGGCCGUACAGCAGCAGGUUUACACCGCUCCUGCCGUGAGCUACACUGCCCCAGCUGUCCAGCAGACCUACUCUGUCCCAGCCUACCAGCAGACCUACACCGCCCCGGCUGUCCAACAGACCUACUCCGUUCCCUCUUACCAGCAGACCUACACCGCCCCGGCUGUCCAACAGACCUACUCUGUCCCCUCUUACCAGCAGACCUACACCGCCCCGGCUGUCCAGCAGACCUACACCGUCCCAGCUGUCCAGCAGACCUACGCUGCCCCCUCUUACCAGCAGACCUACACCACUGGAUCCACCGGUGGUAGCUACUCGGUUGGCGAUGUCGGCACCCAGUACGCCGCCAACGGUGGCUAUGUCUACAAGAAGAAGUAAGACGUUGCAAACUGUUCACCAAAUCGAAUUAGCAACAGUGUAAAUAGCCCAUAAUGUGCUCUUUGCACCAUCAAUUCUAUUCAUUUGUUUUUUUUUUACCAACCUGUGUGUAUAUAAUUAAUUAAAAAGAAAAAAGAAACA
Drosophila navojoa is the source of this 849-nucleotide messenger RNA. RefSeq lists its product as uncharacterized. Gene Ontology annotation, biological process: positive regulation of transcription by RNA polymerase II. NCBI's taxonomy places the organism in Eukaryota, Metazoa, Arthropoda, Insecta, Diptera, Drosophilidae. Gene Ontology annotation, cellular component: RNA polymerase II transcription regulator complex. The record is from RefSeq and is a predicted model, not a curated record. Gene Ontology annotation, molecular function: transcription coactivator activity.